Messenger RNA from Adineta ricciae, 1596 nucleotides. Lineage: Eukaryota; Metazoa; Rotifera; Eurotatoria; Adinetida; Adinetidae. The record is from the annotation of a GenBank genome assembly.
AUGACGGAAAGUAUCGUUAUUUGUAAGAUGAAAAGCGAAGAUGAAGUCACAAAAGUUCCAACUACGGGCUCAACAUCGUCGCGAUCAAGCACUCCAACAAGUACAUCAAAAAACAAGCGAACACGACUGACUUUUCCCUUCGGUGCUUGCCGUGUGUGUUCAGAUUCAGCAACCGGUAUUCAUUAUGGAAUUGCUACAUGUGAAGGUUGCAAAGGUUUCUUCAAACGGAGUAUUCUUCGUAAAGAAAAAUAUCGCUGUUAUUUUGACAAUUCAUGUGUGAUUAAUGUAGCAAAUCGAAAUCGAUGCAAAGCAUGUCGAUUUCGCCGAUGUCUUAGCGAAGGAAUGUCUGUUGAUGGUGUAAAAAUGGGACGUAUACCAAAAAUAGUCAAAGAAAAGGCUCUACGAGAACAACAAGAACGACAACUACAGCAAGAAACACAACAAAAUGUAGCCAAUCAACGUGCAGAAGAAGUUCAUGUACGAGAGUCAUCAUGUUCAUCAUUAUCUGAUCGUAGUAUUGAAAAUUACGAUCCAAAUAUCAUGGACUCAGAUGUUAUUCAUGUACCUCAUUCGAGCUUGUCACGUCAUUAUGAACCAACAAAGACGUCUGCCAAUGAUCUUCAGUUUUACGAUGAUCAACGAUUGAAACGUCCAAGAAAACUAUCUGAACAUGAUAUCAAUUCAUCGUCUGUCUUUCGCAAUCAACAAAAAUAUCCUAAAUUAGGUUAUCAAACUAAAUAUCCGACAUUUCUCCCGGAUAAUUUCACAUUGGAUGAAACAAUUGGUCUAGCCGAACAUCCGACAGCACCUCUAUCACACGAUUUGUUUCAACAUGUGUUCACAGUUUCAAGCAAACUAACUCAGAACAAGUCCAAUUUAUACAUUAAUUUAAAUGAAGAUGAGUCAACAUUCAUACGAUUUCUUCGUUGGUCAUCACACAAUGUCUAUCUUCGAUAUUCCGGACGAGUUAAGCAACUAGAAACACGCAUGAAUCAUAUGAUUCGUGAACAGAUCAAUGAAUUUCCGGGUGAAUAUGCGACAAACGAAGAAUUUUUUCGAGAUUUGCGAAAGACCCUCGAAGUCAACGUUCGAAUGUCUGUUUAUCACAUUCAAGAAUUACCCGGCAUGAAAAAUUUGGAUUCAAAUACUCUGAAAUGUUUACUUCUACAUCGAUCGUUCGAUUGGUUCAUGCUAAAAUACGGUUGUUUAUUGAACAAAAAUGGUCAAUCCUAUAUUGUGUCACCGAGUGGAUUUCAGUUUACACGACAAUGGAUGAACUCCUUCUACGGAUAUCAAUUGACCGAUGCAAUGUUCGAAUUCAGCCAAUGUUUAUACGAAUUGGAUCUGAACGAAACUGAAAUUGCUCUAGUUAUCCCUCUACAAAUGUUGCAUCCAGAUUCAACUAUUCAAAACGAUGAAAUGCCACGGAUAUUACGUUCUUGUUACUUAUAUGCACUCUACGAAGAGUUAUGUCAUAAUCGCGGUGAAACUGAAGGACGAUUACUCUGUAGUAAAAUCUUGCAGACACUCGAUCUACUCGUACCAAUCAACGAAUUCUAUGAUAAGAAUGUGGGGACUCGUAUUCUACAAGUUUAA